Molecule: messenger RNA, 438 nt
Organism: Cinara cedri
Lineage: Eukaryota; Metazoa; Arthropoda; Insecta; Hemiptera; Aphididae
Source: the annotation of a GenBank genome assembly
AUGGCCACCGCGACCGGUAUCGGUUUUCUUCGAAAACGUUGCAAUCGUUGGGUGGGCCUGGGCCCGUCCGGCCCGCCUCUUCGAGAUCCGUGUCCACUGCCAGCGUACCUGUACGCUAUUUCAAUUGGCCGAGCCGGCGGUGCGGCUGUUGGCGACACUGCGGAUAUUUUUGCGCAAAAAACGGCUACGUAAUAAUUUUGUCGGGCGUUAGAUUUGUAUGCCAAUCGCGAAUUUCGUUCGUUCAAUUUAAAGUUCGUUUAUUCGUUUGUGACGAAACGUUAUAGAAACUGUCGAUUUCGCCGCAUCGAAAACUCAACCGCCGUAAAAGUGUCGUACAAAUGUGCUACAAGUUACGUUAACUUGACUGCUUCAUACCACGGUGAGCAAACCAAAAUACAAUUUUCCGAACUAAACGGCGAACUGCGAAUCCAGUCGUAG